CAAAGGAGGGUGAGUUUAGGGAAAGACGGAGCCACCCUGUCAAUCACAAUUAAGGAACCAUGGGAGUAAACUGGUAGGAAAGCUAGGCGAAACCACCGUGUUUACGGUCGAGCUUGUUUUAAUUUGCGUUCAGACGACAACUAUGCACCGGUACAGUGUGGGACAUACACACCCGACCUCUCCAGAUGGGAAUCGCUUCACUUUGACGGGAAUUAGCAUGAGACGUUAAAUAUAACAACAACAGAAAAACUUGCCGACUUUCAUUUGUCUGCGCCUGUUUUUUCUUUUCUUUUUUUCUCUUUUUUUUUUGACCCCACAGCCUUCCAGUUUGAACAAAAUACAAAAGUCACCGUUGAUAUUUGUUCGAAAGGCGGUGCCGCCGGGGUUUAUGUUUACUCCAAGCUAAGGAGACACGUUUAUUUGAGUACAACUCGUGGAAAUCUGGUCUGUGCAUUUCACAGAACUGCCGUGUCGGCGAGUCCACUUUCGGAGGAGUGACGGUACAAGAAGACACUCCCGAAAACAACCAGCGCCAAGCGUCAAUCCGGGCUCAAACUCCAGAGAGAGCAAGAAAAGGAGCAGAAAUGAGCGGGGGAGAGGUGGUGUGCUCGGGGUGGCUGAGAAAGUCUCCUCCUGAAAAAAAGUUGAGACGUUACGCAUGGAAGAAGCGGUGGUUUGUUCUUCGCAGCGGCCGUCUGACAGGCGACCCAGACGUGUUGGAGUACUACAAGAAUGACCAUGCCAAGAAGCCCAUUCGUGUGAUUGACCUCAACUUAUGUGAACAGGUGGACGCCGGUCUGACCUUCAGCAAAAAAGAUUUGGAGAACAGCUACAUAUUCGACAUCAAAACCUUUGACCGCAUCUUUUAUCUGGUGGCUGACACCGAAGACGAGAUGAAUAAGUGGGUCCGCCACAUCUGCGACAUUUGUGGUUUUAACCCCACCGAUGACGAUGCAGCAAAAGCUGCUCACCAGUCCGCCAUGGGACUGGUGGUGGAAAACGCUCCACACCCAGGUCCAGGAGUGUUUACCAAUGUGCCGGCCCCUUACCAGCCAGUCAGCGUGCGACACCUGGACUCACAGUCCAGUUCAGAGGAGCCCCAGGAUUACCUGUGGCUUGCUAACUGUGAGAGCAAAAAGCCUGAACCCAGCAGCUCAGUGGAGCAUCACUCUCUCUUGGAGGGGGACCAGGAGUAUUUGCUCCUGGAGGAGUGUGAGAGCAAGACUGUUCCUCCACAGGCUAGCCUAGCUCAUGCUGAGUGCUCCAAGUCUACCUCUUCAGAGACAGACCUGAAUGACAACCUUCCAUCUCACCGCACGCCUACAUCCUCCACUUCCUCGGCUAAACACACCUCACACAAUGGCUUCUUCCCACCGCACCAGACUCCUGUGUCCGCCCCUUCCAUCUAUGACUCGCCUCCAUCACGCGGUGCCUCACUCUCAACUGACAGCGGCUUUUAUCAUCUUCCUCGCAGCUACUCCCAGGACACUGUGCUGCUCCCCAAGUCAGCCUCCUCCCCUCCGGCUCAUCCAGACGGCGCGGAUGCCUCUGACCUUUAUGUCUUCAACACGCCGACACGGAAGCCCUCAGUAGAGACACAGAUGCGCAACGUUUCUAUCAGUUACGACAUCCCGCCCACACCCGGUGCAAACAGCACCUACCAAGUGCCCCGCACAGUAUCGAACACAGGGGUAGGAGGCUCAGAAAGCGGGGGAGAUGUAGUGCCCCCUCCCAGACCACCCAAGCCUUCCCUCAGUUCCAGCUCAGGACUCCCGCCGCCUCCUGCUGAGCGCUCACCUACAGACACCUAUAGUGUGCCUCGAUCAGCCUCAGAGACAGAUGGAAACUACUGUGUGCCCACAAGCGCUGGGAGUAAGGCUUUACGCAGCAACACUAUUGGCACUGUGGACUGUUCACGCCUCCGCAAAGACUUUGGAUCCCAGGACUGCUAUGACAUUCCUAGAUCAUUCCCUUCUGACAAAAGCUGCUCGUUUGACUUCAAUGAAAGCUUCAACACCUAUUUUAAAAGCAAAGGAAUGAUGCCAGUGGGUAGCCAUUCUACAGAAGAGGUUGACCAAAACUACGUGCCCAUGAGUGCCAACUCACCGUCACAUCAUCACUCGGGCAGUUUGCCAGAGCCAAUGCACGAAACCAACUACGUCCCCAUGACCCCAGGUACUAUGGAGUUCUCAUCCCUGGGUAAACAGGUUCCUCCACCCGCCCACAUGGGAUUUCGCUCAAGCCCGAAGACCCCUCCCCGCAGGCCGUUGCUUAGUGAGUGCCAGCCCCCACCUGUGGACCGAAAUCUCAAACCCGAUCGCAAAGGUCACAGUCCUAAAAUAAUAAGAGCGGGUUUAGAGCGAACUGACUCUCAAACCGUAGGUGAAUUCCCAAGUCGACGACGCAAGGUAAAACCUGCCCCACUAGAGAUCAAACCAGUGCCAGAAUGGGAUGAGCCAAGCACACCUGUCCGCUCACCUGUGACACGGUCGUUCGCUCGAGAUCCUUCUAGGUUUCCAAUGCCAACGAGACCCCCGUCAGUGCAUAGCACGGCCUCCAGCACUGACUCCGAGGACUCUACUGAACCGAAUUACGUAGCCAUGAACCCUAAUAUGUCCACAGAUGAAGCAAUCACGAAGCUCGCUCCGCCCAUGAAUGCUGACGGUGGGAGUAGCCCUGUGGUAAAACCAAAGGGAGACAAGCAGGUAGAAUACUUGGACUUGGAUCUCGAUUCUGGCAAGUCUACCCCACCUAGGAAGAUGAAAAGCAAUGGAACUGGCAUCACAGCAUCAGACGAGCGUGUCGACUAUGUAGUUGUGGACCAGCAACGAACACAGGCCCUUAAGAGCACCCGGGAGGCCUGGAGCGAUGGCCGCCAAUUGACAGAGACAGACACGCCCUCCAAAGGACCCAAGUGACCCUGUUGUCCCAACAACACAACCCCACCACCCAACCCACUCUAAACUACCAAAACGCCACAGCUUCCACACUAAUGCUGGUUCUGGUUUUCGCUUUGGGACGAUCCAGCUGUCUCGUUCCAACCUAACAAGAUCCCUAGUGUGUAAGAGCCAGUGGAGCGUCAUAGCCACUCAACGUUGUUUAGUUUACACUGCUGUCGGGCUUAAAGGAGCGCUGUGUGUACAGCUGUAGAAAGGGGCGUGGUCCAGGAAUAAGCUGUAUGCAGUUUGAGAGCAUGAGGAAAGACUGGACUUGUUUGCAGGAUUUGACCUGAGCAGACUCACCAACUUUGAACAUUCACUGCCUUCUUUCCGGAUUAGUUAUGUCGUCGUUCACCUUUUAGCGGCCUGUGGGCUGAUCCAGAGUUAACAUUUCCUAAAAAUUGUAAUGCUGUUUGAUGUCGUUUUGGAGUGCAAGUGAGAACACUUUAUAACAUGAUCACAGCUCUGUCAGCGUAACACUAAACGUUAGCAUAGCACGUUAACGGUGUUGUGUUUUUGUUUUUUUGUUUUCCUGCUGUUUGAGCAGGGUGAAGUUACCAUGGACACUGUUAGCAGCUCAGGAAACUGACCCCAAACUGUGUCUAAGGCGAACUUCAAACCGGAAAGCCAGUACGACAAAAUUUCAGAGAAGCAUUACUUUAGAUUUUUCUUCCACUUGCGUAGGCACCUGUACUAAAAGUCAAGCUUCGGAUUCACUUGAGGUUUUUAAUCCACUGAACAUGAUUCGAUUUCCAUUUAUUCAGUAAGUGGAGAUGCUUCGAUCUGUUGUAAUGGAAGUGCAAAGACUGUACAAUAGUGUUAUGUAUAUAAACAGGAAAAGUGUCCUUUAUUUGUAUGGAAUAUCCAGCAUGUUUGACUCUAAGGUAUAUGGAUUCUGCAGGGUAGAAUCCUGUACCUGACUCGAUGGUAUCAGCACUUGUGAUAAAUGAAUGAAUUACUGUGAGUUUUUAAAAGAACGUGACAGGUUUUCUCUAAGUUAUGCAAAGGUAUCAAAGCGAGAGAGAGAGAAAGAGAGAGAGAAAAAUCAGGUACUCUUUAUGAAUGCAUAUUAAUGCAACUUUCCAUUUCUAAUUUAUUUCUGGAGUUAAUGUAUCAGGUGGAUGUCUUGUCCAUCCCCCCCCC
Neolamprologus brichardi is the source of this 4082-nucleotide messenger RNA. NCBI's taxonomy places the organism in Eukaryota, Metazoa, Chordata, Actinopteri, Cichliformes, Cichlidae. The record is from RefSeq and is a predicted model, not a curated record.